AUGCAAGAAAUCAAGGAAAUUAAACUGGCAGAUUAUCUCUUCACCCGGCUUCGUCAGCUGGGUGUUGACUCAAUGUUUGGUGUCCCUGGCGAUUACAAUCUUCGUCUACUGGAUUUCGUCACCCCCGCUGGCCUUCAUUGGGUGGGAAACUGCAAUGAGCUCAAUGCGGCUUAUGCAGCAGAUGGAUAUGGCCGAAUCAAAGGAUUAGCCGCACUUAUUACCACCUAUGGUGUUGGUGAAUUGUCCGCCUUGAACGGCAUUGCGGGGGCCUACGCGGAGAACACGCCAGUGGUACACAUUGUCGGAACACCUCCGCGUCCGCUCCAAGCUGCGCGGACAUUCAUGCACCAUACAUUCUCAGAUGGCGACUAUCGUCGCUUUGCAAACAUGUCCAUUCAUAUCACCGCCGCUCAAACCAGACUGACGGAUGCCGCCACGGCGCCGGAAAGAAUUGAUUAUAUCCUGAAGCAGGCGUUGAUUCACAGCCGUCCAGUCUAUCUCGAACUCCCAGAUGAUAUGCCCGAUGUGCUUGUGUCAGCUGCAAAUCUGGAAACAAAGAUUCGCAUUCCCGAGCCCCCGAGCUCGACCCAAGAGCCGCAAGUGCUCGCUCAAAUCCUGGAGCGGAUCUACAGCGCCAAGCGUCCAUUCAUUCUGGUUGAUGGGGAGAGCACUGGUCUCGGCAUCGUCGACCAACUUGAUGCCCUGAUCAAAGCAACCGGUUGGCCAACAUGGACAACCGUGUACGGCAAAGGCCUCGUCAACGAGCAACUCCCCAACGCCUACGGACUAUAUGGCGGAGAUUUCGGCGACAAGCCAGCAAAGAAUUAUUUCGAUGAAGCAGACCUAAUUCUUACAUUUGGACCACACAACAGCGACACAAACAGCUACUUCUUCACGACAAUCGCCAAACCAGCAGUGGCAAUUACAUUCUCUGGCACGAGCGUUAAAAUCUCAAACGAUACAUACCUCGACAUGUCAGCACGAAGCAUCCUCUCAAAGCUUCUUCAGAGCCUCGAUUCAACACGUCUAGUCAAACCUGAAACCCCACCAAAACAUGAGCUCAGCGUCACAGGCAUCCAACCUACCGACCCACUAGCCCAAAGCAACUUCUACCCACUCGUGAACCCCCUUUUCCGGGAAGGCGACAUAAUCCUGACAGAAACCGGGACAGCGGCCCACGGAGGUCGAAACUUCAAGCUCCCAACGGGAUCCCGAAUCUUCGGCGCAGUGACCUGGCUCUCCAUCGGCUUCAUGUUACCUGCAACCCUAGGCACCGCCCUAGCACAGCGGGAACGUAACACACAACCCGAGCAAAAGAGCCAAACAAUUCUCUUCAUUGGCGACGGGAGUCUCCAAAUGACGGCGCAAGAGAUCAGCGUGAUGAUCCGGGAAAAGCUUAAUAUUAUCAUCUUCAUUAUCAACAAUGAGGGUUAUACCAUCGAGCGUGUGAUUCACGGCCGGAAAGAAGCGUACAACGACGUUCCCUUCUGGCGACAUGCACAGGCAUUGAAUUACUUCGGUGCUGAUGAGGAUCAUGUCAAGAAUAAUACUUUCACAGCUAGGACUUGUGGGGAGCUUCAGGAGGUUUUAGCAAAUGAGAAUAUCAUCAAUGGGCAGGGUGUUAGGCUUGUUGAAGUGUCCAUGGGACGGGAGGAUGUGCAGGGAGCGCUGCUUUAUCUUUUAGAGAAGCAGCUUGCACAGGAGGCAGCGCAGGAGCAGAAGGAGUAG
This is a messenger RNA of Penicillium soppii, 1728 nucleotides long. RefSeq names its product alpha-keto acid decarboxylase family protein. The record is from RefSeq and is a predicted model, not a curated record. NCBI's taxonomy places the organism in Eukaryota, Fungi, Ascomycota, Eurotiomycetes, Eurotiales, Aspergillaceae. The transcript has a single exon. Gene Ontology annotation, molecular function: magnesium ion binding; carboxy-lyase activity; thiamine pyrophosphate binding. The coding region runs from base 1 to 1728 and encodes 575 amino acids.